GCAGGGGCUACAUCGGGGAAGCAAAGCCUCCCGCUGCGCGGCAGACCGAGCGAGGCCCCGGGUAGGAGGAUGCUACCGCGGAUCCACAACCCGCCGGAAGUGGCAUGGCGAAAGCCUCGGUCUCCCGGCCCACCGCCCACCCGGAAGCGGAAACAAACCUAGUGUGCCCCUUCCUCACUGCCCUCCAAAUCCUGCUGCAGCCAUUGCCGCAGCCACGAUGCCUAAACGAAAGAAGCAGAAUCAGCAGCAGCAGCCGCCGCAGCGUCCCGCACUGUCCGACCGGGACGAGCCCGGAGACGAAGAGGACGAGAGUCGCCUUGGUGAAAGUGCAGCCUUCUGUGAACUACUCCCCCGAGGGAAGGAGAGGAGAAAAAAACUAUGAUGGGCCAACAGUUAAGGACCACCCAGCCUUCUGGGCCCUCCCCCCAUGGCUAAUGGAAAGCCUGGUGACCCCAAGUCAGCUCUUCACAGGGGUCCUCCAGGAUCAAGGGGACCAAUGAUUCCACCACUGCUGAGUCUCCCACCUCUUCCACGGGGUAGAGGCCCUAUUCGAGGAGGCCUUGGUCCUAGAGCUAGCCCAUAUGGUCGUGGUUGGUGGGGUGUCAAUACUGAGCCUCCUUUUCCUGGGCCAGGCUAUGGGGGUCCCUCUAGGGAAAGCUUUUACAAAGAGCCAAGAAAUCCACGAAGGCUCAAAAGCUGGUCUCUUGUCAAGAACACCUGCCCACCUCCGGACAUUCCCCCGGUGAUGGAAGACAAAUCUGACCGCCCUGUCUGCCGACACUUUUCUAAAAAGGGCCACUGUCGAUAUGAAGACCAUUGUGCCUUCUACCAUCCAGGCGUCAAUGGACCUCCUCUGUGAGACUGUGCCUUCCCACACAGGCUGACCUUGUGGCCCCAUCAUAGCUACUUGAAGGUUCUUCUAUCACCUUCAGUCAGCGACAUGUCCACCCCAUUCAUCACCUCCCCCGUUUGGGGUCCAGAGUUGUAGUUGUCACUGGUGUGCGGUGUGCACUGUCUUCUGAUCCAGGCUCCAGACCUUUGGGACCCCGUCUUGCUCCCUUCCACUGCCUCCUGGAUCUUCCCCCUCUGCCAAGUGACUGCUGAACAGGAAACCUUUGGUGCUGUUUCUUGUGCAUCUGUUGGCCUGUCCCCCAGUAUUGCCCUCGGUUCCCAAGGACCCUGGAGCAGCCUGCAGUCCUUUGACGGGAAGCCCCAGUGUUUGCAGCUGCCCAGGAAGCGCACCAGGUUGUCUGGUCUUGGGGUCAGGUUUGAGUGACUGGUCCAGGCUUGCUCCCCGAACAGCCUACCCCUGCUUUUGGACGUCCUAGCUUCUUGUCGGUAGCAUGAGUCCCACCGCUAAGGCCUGUGGUCACUGUGCUUUGUGAAACUGUGCAUCCCCUGUCGCCUUCCUCAGUGUCUGUGGCAUUUUUGUGACUUCCCCACACUAGAUAAGUUUUUCUGCCAAAUCAAGCGAGGCUCUUGGUGCCCUCCAGAUUUCACCUACCUCCCAGCAUGGGAGAACGUGAGACUUCCUGUCGUGCCCUCUCCCCUGGUGUCAGUUAUUCUGGGUCUGACACAGCCAGUGAUGUCCUCCAAAGCCUCAGGCGGGUCUCCCCACCCAGCUCCUGCCUGUCUUGUUUUAGUUGGGCCCUAUCAUUGUGGGACCACCAGCCCUUUCAUUUGAACUCUGUGACUCUCCCCCUGGACAGUGAGUACUGUCCCCUCUGACCGUCCUCUCUGACGUCCCUGACACUGGUUGUUUUCUGUGAAAACGGCAGUGAACAUGUUGGGUUUUGAGCUGGCCCUGAGGAAGUGGGUCAGGAGGUGUGGGCAGGAGGGCGAGAGUUGUUGGAGAACUAAGAGUGACUUUUUUUUCUUUUUAAUGUUUUUUUAUAUUAGUAAUAAACACAGUGGAAACCGG
Molecule: messenger RNA, 1921 nt
Organism: Chionomys nivalis (European snow vole)
Lineage: Eukaryota; Metazoa; Chordata; Mammalia; Rodentia; Cricetidae
Gene: Prr3
Product: proline rich 3
Exons: 5
Coding region: 428-859 (143 amino acids)
Molecular function (GO): RNA binding; metal ion binding
Source: RefSeq, a predicted model, not a curated record